AUGCCGACAAGUUCGACUCAGGAUAACCAGCCAUCCCCUUUGGCUCUGUUGGCAGCUACUUGCAGUAAAAUCGGAGCACCCCAAGAAGACGGAAUAAAUAACCAGUCUAAUACAACACAAGUAAGAAUAAUUGGCCAGAACCCGGUUUCAAGUCAAAGCGAGAUCGUGGCAACUCAAAAUUGGGUCCAAGUGCCUGGUGUUGUUGACUCUUCAAAGCCAACUGCUCCGGCCACAGCGUUGACCACUGCUCCGAUAAUCGCCCAACAGACUCCUCAAUUGAUUGCUUCCACCGGUCCGGGUGGAAACAUUACUUAUAAUGUUAUACCUCCUUUCCAGACGUUCUCUUUGGAGGGACAAGAGGCCAUCUUCAUCCCCGCUAACGCUUCUAAUGCAAAUGGAGGUCAAGCGCUUAUUGCGGGAAAUCAAGCCAUCUUAACCCCUACCGGACAAAUCGUCCGUGCUACGCCAAGCAUCCCCGGGGCAAAUAUAAUCCCUAACAAUGUCGGAUUUAUGGGGAACGUACUCAAUCUUACCGGAAAUAUGGUUAAUUUGGCCGGAAUGCAAAACAUGUCCAUUCGCCAACCCCUCGUGCAGACGGUUCAAUUACCUUUGUCCCAACUUCAGCAGAUACCAAAUGUAAUCCAGAUUCCUGUAUCGAGUGGGGCGGGACAGACGACGUACCAGGCGGUGCAACUUCCUAUCCAAACUUUCUCCACUCCCACAAUACAAAGCAGUAACCUCGGAUCUCAGGGCGCCAUGCCUGCUGCUGCAACCACUCCUGCUCUUCAAUCGUCGGCGAUAACAACUAACCAAAACCAGAUGGCUAACGAUGCCAUUCCAACCACCCAGGUGCUUGAAAUUGCUACACCACCAGAGAUAAACGUCAAGUCAGAGAUAAAGAGCAACUCCAACACUCCACCACCACUGGUUACCACAGCAACAGAUGUCACACCUCCAUCAGUAAACAGUAUCCAACAAUUACAGCAACAACAACAGCAACAGCAGCAGCAGCAGCAGCAACAACAACAGUCACAGCAGCCAUCACAGCAACAACAAUCGGGAGUGACCAGCAGCCAGUCGGGGUCAUCGUCCAUUGCAACUACAGUCGCCUCACCUGUAGCCACCAACAAUGCUCCUUAUCCCACUCAAGCAGCUCUCCAAAUCCCCACUAUUAUCUCCCUUGCACCAGCCCCGGGUGCCCAAGGAAUGCCCACAUCAGGUAGUCAGAACAUCCUGUCACUUGCUAUUCCACAGAAUGCAAUUAGUGUAUCUGGAGCACCAACCAUUACAUCUGCUGCAAAUCAAGGCAGUAUGGUGUCCAGUAUAAUCACCCCUCAACAGUUAAUCCAAAAUGCAGCCAACAUUCAAAUAGCAGCAGCAACUGCAGGGCAAAAUCAGGUGAUCCAAGGCAAUCCAUGGAUUCCUACCCUGAAUAUAGCUAAUAUCCGGCCAACUAACAUCCAGACCAUCCAGGUACAAAAUAUUCAAGGAUUGCAAGGACUCCAGGGUCUUCAGGGCUUACAAGGUUUUCCCCUGCAGAAUGUUCAAAAUCUGGCUGGCUUUCAGGCCAUCACCCAACAAGGACAGAUUAUUUCAGCCACUUCCUCGCCUUUGCAAAAUUUGGGCGUGCCAAGUUCUGUGACAGCCACAACAACUACAGCUGCAGCCGCAGCCACCUCCAGCAUGGCAGCCACCCUUGGGGGUGGUACUUCGACUCAGACCCAGGGUCAACAACUCAGUCCACCCCAAGCAAUACAGACUGUCACCACAGGCAUCAAUUCUACCCAGCAGAUCAGCACUACACAGACUACCCAAACCAUAAAUGCUACACAGAUUUUAGGCUCCCAUAGUCAUCUUCAACAGGAUCCGACAGAUCCAACAAAAUGGCAAGUGGUCCAAACCACAUCACAAGCAGCUACUCCUAUAGGUCCCUUAAGUCCUGCUGACAGUCCACAGAGCCAGCAGCAAGUCAGUGUAGAAGUUCUUCCAGCCAAACGCUUGCGAAGGGUGGCUUGUACAUGCCCCAAUUGUAGAGACAAUGAAGGAAGAAACAGUGAGAAAAAGAAGCAACACAUUUGCCAUAUUCCGGGUUGCAAUAAAGUUUAUGGAAAAACGUCACAUUUACGGGCACAUCUUCGGUGGCACACUGGAGAGAGGCCAUUUGUUUGUAAUUGGCUUUUUUGCGGCAAACGUUUCACAAGGUCAGAUGAAUUGCAACGACAUCGCAGAACACACACGGGGGAAAAGCGGUUUGCGUGUUCCGAGUGCGACAAGAGAUUCAUGCGAAGUGAUCAUCUCUCCAAACAUUACAAAACUCAUCAGAAUAAAAGGAUGAUUGCACCAACUCAUCGAAUGAUGGCCAACCCUGAUGAAGACAGUAUGGCCGAUGGCAACGUAGGGGCCAUGGAGGAAGAUUCACCUUCAAACUUCAGUGUUGCAUCACCUUCUGUUGUUGUGUCCCAGUCAUUGGCGGGACAAGGAUGA
This is a messenger RNA of Acanthosepion pharaonis, 2484 nucleotides long. Lineage: Eukaryota; Metazoa; Mollusca; Cephalopoda; Sepiida; Sepiidae. The record is from the annotation of a GenBank genome assembly.